AUGUCAGAUAUUCACAUUCAUUACCUUGGCCAGAAUUACAGCCUUGCAAAGGGCGAGUCUGCCCCUGAAUCCCCAGAAUCCACGUGGACGCCUGUUCUAUUGGUCCACCUGGAAGCCUGUGUUCAGCCUAGGAGCAGCCGAGUCUGGUCUGAUCACGUAUCAAACCAUGAACUAAAACACGACUCUGGUGAGACGCAAGUCGAUGAUCUUGGAGUGUCAACUUCAGCAAUCACAGGGAAAUUCAAUGGGCGUUCUCUUGCGCCACAGAGCCGCGGCAACCACACCGGGGGAAAGCCAUUCAACUGUUCUGAUUGUGGAAAGGGAAUUGCUCAGUUCUCUAACUUGCUGACUCACCAGUGGGUUCACACGGACAAGAAACCAUUUAAUGAUCCAGAGUGUGGAAAAGCCAUUAAAAGGUCUCAGGAACUGCUGUACCAUCAACGUGUUCACGCUGACGAGAAACCAUUCAAGUGCUCUCACAGAGGGAAUGGGUUCAGGCCGUCAUUCGAUUUCACUUUGCAUCUGCGAAGAGAGAGGCCGUUCGCCUGUUCUAAGAAUGGGAAAGGUUUCUUUCAGUCAUUCAGUCUGCUGAGGCACCAGUGA
Molecule: messenger RNA, 603 nt
Organism: Hemiscyllium ocellatum (epaulette shark)
Lineage: Eukaryota; Metazoa; Chordata; Chondrichthyes; Orectolobiformes; Hemiscylliidae
Product: zinc finger protein 7-like
Exons: 3
Coding region: 1-603 (200 amino acids)
Biological process (GO): regulation of transcription by RNA polymerase II
Molecular function (GO): DNA-binding transcription factor activity, RNA polymerase II-specific; RNA polymerase II cis-regulatory region sequence-specific DNA binding
Source: RefSeq, a predicted model, not a curated record